Molecule: messenger RNA, 2590 nt
Organism: Carassius gibelio (silver crucian carp)
Lineage: Eukaryota; Metazoa; Chordata; Actinopteri; Cypriniformes; Cyprinidae
Product: natural killer cell receptor 2B4-like
Exons: 6
Coding region: 351-1292 (313 amino acids)
Source: RefSeq, a predicted model, not a curated record
CAGACAUUUAUUUUAAACCUUAAACACAACAAAGUGUAAUGUAUAAUUUAAAAUACAAGUAAAACCAUUGGAAUAUAUGGGACACUCCUGCACGGUAACAAAGUAGAUUGAGCCCCAUUUGUGAAGUGAAAGACUAAGAUAAAAAACUGAAACUUUGUGAUCCACCUCAUAAAUCUGGUAAAGAUAACUUUCUGCCAGUAAGAACAGUAAAUCUUGUGACUACUGCCGCAUAUUUGUGGUCAAAGCUAGUGAGGUUCCAGUGAAAAGUGGUCAGAUCCUGUUGGGGAAGGAAUUAUACACCAGAUAGGUGUCUCACUUCUGCUGUGUCAAGCAGUCUGUUUUCAGAUGUUAUGAUCAUACAGACCUCAACGACAAUGGUUCAUGUUGUCCUUUUGUUCUGCAUUUGUUUGUGCAAACUGGCUGGUGUGUUUGCUGGUUUAGAUGCAGUGGAGUCAGUGUCAGUGACGGAGGGAGAUUCAGUCACUCUAGACUCUGGUCUUAAUGACAUAAUGGAUGAAGAUCUGAUUCUCUGGAGGUUUGGAUAUAACAAGACUUUAAUAGCUGAAAUCAGUGCACUGGAAGACAGCACGGCUGUAUUUGAUGAUGUUCUUGAUGAGAGAUUCAGAGACAGACUGAAGCUGGAUCUUCAAACUGGAUCUCUGAUCAUCACAAACAUCACAGAGGAACAUGCUGGACUCUAUACACUACAGAGCAACACUGUGAGAAAGAACUUCACUCUCACUGUCUACGCUUUUUCAGCUCAUCUGCCAGUUCCUGUCAUUAGCAGUAACACUUCACAAUGUUCUUCAUCAUCAUCAUCUUCAUCACAGCAGAAUUGUUCACUGGUGUGUUCAGUGGUGAAUGUGGGUCAUGUGACUCUCUCCUGGUACAAAGGAAACAGUUUAUUGUCCAGCAUCAGUGUGUCUGAUCUCAGCAUCAGUCUCUCUCUACCUCUGGAGGUGGAAUAUCAGGAGAAAAACAGCUACAGCUGUGUGAUCAACAAUCCCAUCAAAAACCAGACCACACAUCUGGACAUCAGCAAACUCUGUCACACAUGUUCAGUGUCUAAACUCGUGCCGAUCUCUGCCGCUGCUGCCGGAUCUCUGCUGAUUUUGACUGCAAUCCUGAUAUUCUGUAUUUGCAGGAAAUGUAGAAAAACUGAUCAAGAAGCUGAGAUUAAUGAAGACGAGGUCACUUACAUUGAGCCUACGUUCUACAAAAGACAAGCACGGACACCGGUUGUUAAAGAGGAUGAUCAUGUGGAAUAUGCACCUAUCAACAAGAGUAGAUGAUCAGACACGUAUCAGACCCGCUUUGUGUCUUUCACAGGAAGCUCCUGUGACUACCUCCGAGUCUGUCGUUUCAUCUGAGCUGUUUAAAGCUGUAAUACAGGGAAUUUGAACAAAUGACUUUAAUCUUUUGGCACACUGGAACAUAUUCAUGCUUGACUCUUAUAGCCUCUUAAAGAAUGUUUUUUUUUUUUUUUUAAAUCCUCAAAAAAAAAAACAUUUUGCAUCUGAUUUAGGACAUCUGUGCUGAUCUUCUGGUGGACAAACAGUUGUGCUUGAACAUUGCUGAAUGUUUGCGGUUGACAUUUAACACAGACACUGCUAAGGCGUCAUUAGCAUGUGGUUAAAUGCCUUUUUCCAUUUCCAUUUCUUAUGAAACUCUCAGUCUAACUUUAGCAUGAACUAACCACUUUACCAUGAAAUCCUGAAUCUAACAGAUACACGACUAUCUCAGAUAAAACAGUAUGUGAUAAAAUAUAAGUCAAUUCGAGUGAAGUCAGAUUUAUUACUAUAGCGCUUUUUUCAAUGGCAAUUGUUUCAAAACAGCUUUACAGAAAACUAUGAUGUUAAAGUUUAUAAUAUCUUAAUGUCUCAGUAAUAUUUUGCAGAUUUGAGCCAGGAGAUAAUCUAAAUGUUUACAUUGAUGAAGCAGAGUUUUGAUAGAUACUGACCUGCACAAGUAAAUUGGAUGCAUGUGGUAUUCUCCAAUAUAAAGAGCUUAUAGUCAAAUCAGGCAGUUAUUUCUGAAAACUACUGAUGUUCUUUAUAUCAAGCCCAAAACAGUUCAUAACCUGUUUUUGCCGUCAGUGCCAUUUUUGCCAUUUUCACUUUUUGGGGUAAUUAACGGCUAACAACACUCAAGGGCUAACAAUAAAUAAAUAAAUAAAUAUGUAUAUUUGCCAGUAGUAUAACAGUGCUGCCAAUCAAAAGCAAAAUGCAACAGCAACACAUUUUGCCAAGGCAGACACUUUUUAAACUUUGUAUGCCGUUCUUUCUGAGCGCCAUCUAGUGUCUAGUCCGCAUCCAGUGUUGUGAUACUGCUAAAGCUGUGAUCCGAUUGGUCGUCACUGCUCUGGUGGGCGUGGCUACUGCAGCUGCUGCACUUCUUCUAGGCAAUGACGUCAGAUCUGCUAGAUUCUUUUAUAUAGCCUUUUUGCUUUUGACAUGUAUUUUGAAGUACUUCUCCCCUCUUUGUUUUUUGUUUUGUUUUAAUUUCUGCUUGGUUAGUACAUUUUGUAUAAUGACAACAUUUGUAUAUAUAUGCAUGUAUAUAUGUAUGUGUAUGCUCUUUUUAUUAAAUA